This is a messenger RNA of Neurospora hispaniola, 522 nucleotides long. RefSeq lists its product as uncharacterized. The transcript has a single exon. The record is from RefSeq and is a predicted model, not a curated record. The coding region runs from base 1 to 522 and encodes 173 amino acids. Lineage: Eukaryota; Fungi; Ascomycota; Sordariomycetes; Sordariales; Sordariaceae.
AUGUCCCAACCACAAUUUAACCUCAGCCUCCCCCCCCUACCCAGGGUCUCCAUCUACCAACAAGCCCACGCCCAAGUCCUCAAAAAAAUCGGACCAACCCCUGAUCUCUCCGCCGAAGAGCGCAUCCUCUACAUCAUGGACCUAAUCCGUUGCUCCAUAUGUUCCCGCCUCGGUAUGAUGCCUCUGUGCCUGAAACCGGGAUCUGUGACCUCGGAACACGUUCAAGUUGCGAUCAUGAGCUUGGGACAGCCAAAGGUAUGGAAGUCAGAGAGGGAGAAGUGGAUGGAAUUUGCAAAGGAGAAAUUGGGAGUUCGGGUUACUGAAAGGGUUAUCGUUGCUGAGGAUACUGAGGUGACGGAGAGAAUGACUUCUGAUGAGUUGGUGAAGAAAGGCGGAGAGGGAGUCAUGAUUGGGAAUACACAGGGGAAGAGUCCGGCCAAGAGACUUGAUGGCGACAAGAAGGAGGGAGGAAACAAUGUUGAGGAGGAUGAGGAAGCUGAGGAAGCUGGAAGGAUAUCUUAG